CCCGCAGAGAGGCGAGAAGAUGGCGGCCGUGUCAAGCGGAGGUGCUGCUGGGGCCGCUGCGGCCGGGAUUACGCACUCUGCCCGACCGACCCACGCAGGCAUGGGCACCCAGAACCGAGCCCAGCCACCCGCCGGCAUCUGCCAACCGAGUCGUACCAGCACGGCCGCUGGGUGCAUCACCAAUCCCGGCCACACUUCGGUCACCAGGCCCCCCCCAGCCCGAGUGGGCCACUACGAAAUCGAGCGGACCAUCGGGAAGGGGAAUUUCGCGGUUGUUAAACUGGCCACACACAUCAUUACCAAAGCAAAGGUGGCUAUAAAAAUAGUGGAUAAGACUCAGCUGGACGAUGAGAACCUUAAAAAGAUCUUCAGAGAGGUGCAAAUCAUGAAGUUGCUGAAGCACCCCCACAUCAUCCGCCUUUUCCAGGUGAUGGAGACAGAGAGGAUGAUCUAUCUGGUAACAGAGUAUGCCAGCGGUGGAGAGAUAUUCGACCACUUGGUGGCUCAUGGGCGCAUGGCAGAAAAAGAUGCCAGGAAGAAGUUCAAGCAAAUCGUGGCAGCGGUCCAUUUUUGUCACUGCCGCAACAUCGUCCACAGAGACCUGAAGGCUGAGAAUCUGCUGCUGGACCACAACCUCAACAUCAAAAUCGCAGAUUUUGGCUUCAGUAACCUGUUUUCUCGAGGCCAGCUGUUGAAGACAUGGUGUGGCAGUCCCCCGUAUGCUGCACCAGAACUCUUUGAGGGCAAGGAGUAUGAUGGACCUAAAGUAGAUAUAUGGAGCUUAGGUGUGGUGUUGUACGUGUUGGUGUGUGGUGCCCUUCCUUUUGAUGGCAGCACUCUACAAAACUUGCGGGCGCGUGUCCUCAGUGGCAAGUUCCGCAUCCCCUUCUUUAUGUCCACAGACUGUGAGUACUUGAUCAGACACAUGUUAGUGCUGGAGCCAAGCAGAAGGUUGACAAUGGAGCAGAUCUGCAAGAACAAGUGGAUGAGACAAGGAGACCCAGAUCCAGACUUUGACAGGUUGAUAGCUGAGUGUGAGCAAGUAAAGACGGAGAGGGACACGGAGCUCAUCAACGAGCAGGUGCUGAUCGCCAUGUCUGAGAUGGGUCUGGACAGAGAGCGCACACUUCAGUCUCUACAAACAGAUGCAUACGAUCACUACAGUGCCAUCUACAGUCUGCUGGCUGACCGCCUCAAGAAACACAAGACUCUGCGCGUUGCCCCUCCCACACCGCGCUCCAUUAGCUAUCCUCUAAAUGCUGUACAGCAGACGGAUCCGCAGGGUAAUCCCGUUAGCAUGACUGUUCCCCACGUCCAGCUCAUCAACCCAGAGAACCAGAUUGUUGAGCCGGACGGCAGCAUGGCACUGGACAGUGACGAAGGAGAAGAACCAUCUCCAGAGGCCAUGGCUCGCUACCUUUCAAUGAGGCGGCACACUGUGGGGGUACCAGACCAAAGGACAGAGAUGCAGGAGGACCUCAAGAAACUACCACCUGGUUUCCCUCGUGGUGCAGUGCCCCAGGUCCCCUUCCCCCAACUGGCCCCCACCAUGGGCCAAAUGCACACUCUCAUGCCCACACAGAGCUUGCAGCCCACACAACAGCUGGAGUACAAGGAGCAAUCAUUGCUGCAACCCCCUACCCUGCAGUUGCUCAACGGCAUGGGGCCUCUUGGUCGGAGAGCUUCAGAUGGCGGGGCCAACAUUCAACUACACGCUCAGCUCCUCAAAAGGCCUCGGGGGCCCUCACCACUUGUCGCCAGCCCGCAUCCUAUCCCUGCAGUAGCUCCGGUGGAUGAGGAGGGAUCAGACGGAGAGCCAGACCAAGAGGCGGUACAGAGGUACCUGGCGAACCGCUCCAAGCGGCAUACGACGCACGCGCUCAUGAGCACAUCGCAUGGCGAGCCCUCUGCAGAGUCACAGCGGCCACAGGGCCCCCGCCAGAGGGGCUGCUGGGCCCCCGACAUACACACCCGAUCCAGCUAUAAGGACUGUAACACCCUUCAUCUCCCCAUGGAGCGCUUCUCACCUGUCAGGCGAUUCUCAGACGGCGCUGCCACCAUCCAGGCCUUCAAGGCUCAUCUAGAGAACAGCAGCCUCAUCAAGCAACUCAAACAGGAGUGUGAGCAGCUUCAGAAAAUGUACGCUUUCCAGCAGGAUGAGCGACUCCUGGAGCACACCCAGCAACAGCAUGUCCUCUACCAGCAAGAGCAACAAAUCCUCCACCAGCAAAUCCAGGGUCUGUCUUUAGGCCAUGGGGAGAGCCAGCCCAGUCACCUAACCCACCAGCUUCAGAGGUUGCGUAUCCAGCCCUCCAGCCCUCCGCCAACACAUCCCAGCAACCACCUCUUCAGACAGUCCAACCAGAGCCCUCCGCCUGGCUCUGCAGGCAUGAUGCAAGGGCAUGGAGGUCCGCCACCAGUGCAGUACCAGCACGGUACUCCGGCGCUGUAUCAGGGCCAGAGUGACAGCCCACCUCCCACAGGCAUGCCUCAUGUGUCUAUACCAACCAAUCAACAAGCAGCACCCGCUCGCCCCGCCGUCCCAUUGGCUCCGGGUGUACCUCAACAACAGCAGGUGACCAUUCAGGUUCAGGAGAUUGAACUAGGAGGUGGGGUGCAGAGACCAGGCGCCUUUUUGGCAACGCCAGGCGGACACAAAGUCCUCGGGAAGCAGCUGAGCGCAGACAACGCCGAGUCGCACAGUCGCAGCCUUGGCCGCUUCACCUCCGGCUAUGACCAGACCCAGUUCAACCCCCACAUCUUCCCUGGUGACAUUGCCUCUCGUGGUGCAGCUGGUGUGGUGGGCUCCUACAGCCCUUACCUGCAGGGCGCCUCCCUCAAAGUCCCUGGUCUGGAGGGUUAUCAGAGUGGGGUUGUAGGAACUGGCGGCUAUGGCACCCCAUCUACACUACAGCAAGCUCUGCUUUCCCCAACUCCUUUGGACUAUCGCCCCCCUCAACAGCACGUCACCCCCACCCUACAGGGCCUCCUGUCCCCCCGCCACUCUUUAACAGGCCACACCGACCCCAGGCUGCCCCCUCAAGACUUGGCUGCCCUGCUCAAGAGGCAGAGCCCUCGGCCGUGCCAGGCUUCCCCCACACCACCCAGUGGUGCACCCCAAGAGUAUGGAGAGUUGUUGAUCCUUCGCCAGCUGAGCCAGGGUGAGAGUUUGGAGUCCCAGGCGCCUCAGGGCGCCCCCGGAGGUCAACACUACCAUCACCUCCUCCAGAUUCGACCACCAGAGGUCCAGCCACAGCAGCACCCAGCCCAGGCACCUCACCCUAGCUUACCUCACUCUGAAAGCAUGGAGGAGGAUGAGGCACCAGCUCCUUACCACCACCCACAUGAGGGCCUGCUGCAAAAAGCAGGAGAAGCUCACGAGCUCCUGGGGCCUCCUCGAGGGGGAACCCCACCCUACAACUCACCUACACACAGGCACGGUGGCUUUAUUAGGAAUGCCCCGGCAACUCGAGAACCUGAGCAUGUGGAGUGCAGGCCCCCAGGGCAGGCCAUGGAGGUGCCUGAUCACAAUGGUGUAGGCUAUUCGCGAGGUCCCCAGGGUGACGCCUAUAGGUCCCGUGGACAGUUACAGCGCCACCACACCAUCCAGACCUGUGAUGAUGCCUAUGAUCAGGCAGACCCCAUGUCUGGAAUGAGCCUGCUGGCCGGGAAAGCACUAAGCUCAGCUCGCAUGUCAGAUAUUCUCAGCCAAACAUCACUGACUGGAAGCCAGCAGCUGCACCAGCGGGAAGAGUCAGUAUGUGACGUUGAAGAGGAGCUUCAUGCUGCAGCCUGCUACCCCUCCUCCUGCACCAGUGACAUGCUUCUCAGCUACAAGCCCCCAGACCUGCAGUACAGCAUGGAGCAGGCUGGGGUCUAGCACAGGAAGGGGUGCAUCCUGUGUACAACGGUCCAUAUCAGCCAUCCUGAGUUGUGUUGACUUGAGUUGAGCAGCAUCACGCCAAAUCACCGUCGUCUGUCCAAGCGGGGGCGCUCUACGUCCAUCUGUCUGUCUCCAUCUGUCCCUGGGAGGGCAGUCUGCGCUGGAGAGGGGAGUGUGGGUGGGUGUAGACAUUAGCAAGGGGUGGGGGUAACAGGUUGGGCCCUUGGGUGUAAAGUGCCAGCAUUUUCUGCAAAGACGUCCAGCGAUCAUAGCUGCAGGUUGUCUCCUGUUUUCACCUCUCAUCGUGUAGUUCGGGGUUUCUCUCCUCCCUCUUUAGGCUCAACCCUCCCACGACAAACCUGCCCCCCCUCACGCCCACCUGCUGCCCCAACCUGAUCCUCCUCUUUCACCCUCCUUUAACUGUUGGCAUACUUCAUUAUGUGCCUCAAUGGCCAACGCAUUGAAACAGUCAUCCUUUCAAAAACACAGAGUCCAGUAACACAAUAAGCAUACACACUGCUGCCACAAACCCAAAGUAUUCACAUUAGGUGUGAGUGUGCGUGUAUGUGUGUGUGCAUGACUGACCAGAAGCGGUUGAGCAGAGGGGAAAGGUGUCUGAGGUUCAGUCUGCUCCUCCGUGUCUCCCCCCUCCUGCUGUCCUGCAGCAGAUCAUUCCGGAGCGGGCUGAAAUCUCAGCAGCGGCGGCCCCUGUUUUUUUUUCAACCGGGUGGCGGGUGUUUGGGUCAGGGUUUCCAACUGGGCAACCAAAUCGCUCUCUCUCUCCAAAGAUGGAGCUCAGUGACAUCGCACAGGACAAACCAGCUCUCUCAUUGUUGUUAUUUUUCAUGUUUUGGCAUUCAUUUCUUUUUCUUUCUGUUUUUUCCUCAAUGAUUUGUUUCUUUUGUUUUAUGUUGAAAUUCAUUUUUAUGGCUUAUGUCCAUGUAGGCAUUAUGGUCAAUAUUGUUACUCUUAUUGUUAUUACUGUUUUCUGUAAAAGAGGUUUUAUUAUAAUGAAUAUAAUUAUUAUCAUUAUUAUUAUUAUUAUUAUUAUUAUUAAAGGAAAAACAGUUCUGUGUUGCAAGGAAGACAACAUUGUUCUUUGAUUACUUAAGUAAUUCUGCACUUUCGGUUCAAGCUAUCCUCUCUGUUUCCUGCCCUCUUCGCUGCCCCCUGCAGACCCCUCUCCCCUCUCCGUCAUACUGUUACCCUGCUCUCCAAAUCCGCCCUCCCCUCCUCCCUCAGCCUGAACUCCCCCUACCUUGUGUCACCCCCUUUUCUCCAUCCUCCCUUCCCAUGUCAGUGACAGUGUAUUGCAUUGUGAGUAGUUUUACCAGACAUUUGCUCCUUUCCUUGUACAGUGAUGCCAUGUAUAGAACGCUAUUGCAAUUUCUGUAUGAACAUUUUUUUUUUGUUACUUUUCUUUGUUGAUUUUAGACGUUGUUGGGGAGGCUUUUUUUAUAUUGGUAUUGUUUAUCAUUUGUAUUUUUGGAUGUCUUCAAACUUUUUCGUUCAUUUUUUGUUCGUUUUAUGACUCUUGAGAUUUCUAGCCAAAAGAGGACAGAGAGAAGAGAGACGGCGCUCUUUCUGUGUCGUAAAAAAGAUUGUUCUUAUUUGUUUUAAUAUUAUUCUAUCGAGACACUUGAAUAAGAGGAGGUUAAUUAUUUUGUGUUGCUUUUUUAAAGUAUCAUUUCAAUUGAUGUUGUGACCGUCAUUCUUGUUGAAGCCUGUUUUUUUGUUACUGGGGGUAGAUGUGGCAGCCUAUACAGGGUCAGGCUUUGGGCUUUGUCUGGGUUUGUUCGGGUGCUACAGAGACUUGACACUCUAUUAAAAAAAAAAAGACGAAAAGCGAGGGAAUAACUUGUAAAAUAGCUGACAUAUCAUCCUAAACAUUACAAGUGUGGAGAUGGACAAACCCACUUCUCUUUCUCUCUCUUGCUGCGCUACCUAUCUGCUGUGAUCCUCCCACUAUCUUUUACGACAUCGGCUUGUGAUCGGACGACGCCUUACGGACUUGGCCCCUCCUCUUCCCAAACUCACCUUGUUAUUAUGGCAACCAAGGAGGAAGCUGCAUCUACUAUAUUACUCUGCCCCUUUUCCUGUUAAGUUUUUUUUUUUACUGUUUAUUUCGACCUUGCUUUGCUCUUUCCCUUUAGCUUGGAAGGGACGGUUGGAGGAGAUGAUUGCAUUUCAUGAACAGUUACUGUAUCUUCUUGUAGUUGGAUGUCACUUGGAAUCAUCUCCACACCAAAAAGGGAAACAUUUCAGGAACUAACUGUUUGACUUGGACCUCCAAAACAAGAGGAAAAUGAGGUUGUGGUCAGAGCAGGGCGGGUUUGCCCACUUUUAACAUCUCUACCAAGGUCUGUGCCCUAAGCCAAGUUAGGCGCAAGCACAGCCAGAUGGAGGGCGCAGCACACUGGGGACCACAGCAGGAGGUUGAACCCCCUCACCUAUUGUUUAUUUAAUUCAAUACCCCCUGGAUAUUGAGUCUAUAUUGGACCAGCAAGAGACUGUGGUGACAGAAUAAAGCUUGUGUGUGUCCAUGCAGGCCAGGUUUCUAAACGACUGGCCUCAUGGUUGAUUUUUUUUUUUGUCUGUUACAUCUGAGAGCUGAAGAUUGUGUCACGCUGCCUCUGCUUUCCCCAUGUUACUCCCUGAUGACCGACAUCCAACCUCGUCAGUGCAGGUGGGAGCAGCUUUAGCUUCAAAUCCAAAAACAGGAGCAUAAGCUAAAGAAGGAUUCUCUUAUUGUUUUAACCAAGCCAAAGCUGAGAAGAGAUAGAGACAAGUCGGAGUACUUAAUUGGGAAUUCAUGCGGAAACAGCCGGAAUGGAAGACAAUGUCUGUGUCCCGUCCCAUAGCAGGAUACAAACUCUAAAAUUAAGACCGAAGGCUCCACUUUGUCUGAUAGUGUUGUCAGAUCUGGGUGUGAGGUUUGUCGGGAAGUAAUUGUUUGAGGAGUAAUGUGGAGGAAAGUGCUGCCUCUCACACAUCUUCUGUCUCUUCAGACCGACCUCCCCCCGUCCUCCCACCUCUUUUUCUGUCUUAACUCCUCCAUCCCUUCCGUCUUAUAUUUUGCUCCCAAUCCCAGCAUCCCUGCUCAGCAAGCCAGCUCUCUGCUCUACUCCUGUUUCUUAGGUUCAUUUAUUUUAUAUUGGUUCAUUUUGUCUUUUUUGUUCUGUUUUUAUGUUCAUUUCUGUUGAGUACAAAAAUACUAAAGUGCAACAACAAUGAUUAAAAAGAAUAUCAACCAAACUGAGAUGAAUAAAUAAAUAUAUAUAAAUAAAGAAAUAAUUUAAAAGGUCA
Notolabrus celidotus (New Zealand spotty) is the source of this 7189-nucleotide messenger RNA. It is a transcript of the gene sik3, whose product is annotated as SIK family kinase 3. Gene Ontology annotation, cellular component: cytoplasm. The record is from RefSeq and is a predicted model, not a curated record. Bases 20 to 3880 code for a protein of 1286 amino acids. Gene Ontology annotation, molecular function: ATP binding; protein serine/threonine kinase activity; tau-protein kinase activity. Gene Ontology annotation, biological process: intracellular signal transduction; microtubule cytoskeleton organization; protein phosphorylation. NCBI's taxonomy places the organism in Eukaryota, Metazoa, Chordata, Actinopteri, Labriformes, Labridae. The transcript is spliced from 26 exons.